Messenger RNA from Pseudogymnoascus verrucosus, 1622 nucleotides. RefSeq lists its product as uncharacterized. Bases 55 to 1206 code for a protein of 383 amino acids. The record is from RefSeq and is a predicted model, not a curated record. Lineage: Eukaryota; Fungi; Ascomycota; Leotiomycetes; Thelebolales; Thelebolaceae. The transcript has 3 exons.
CUUCUCCCCUCACAAACGCAUCUCCAAACCACAAUCCCAACACUAAACACAACCAUGAAGAAUAAAACGCUCCUUCUUGUAUUUAUCCAUGGCUUCAAGGGCGACCACAAAACCUUCGCCUCCUUCCCCGAUCAUGUCGCCUCCAUCCUCGCCCCCUCCCUCCCCAAUACCACCAUCCUUCCCCUCGUCUACCCCGCCUACGAAACCCGCGGUGACCUUGCCGCAGCCGUUGCCUCCUUCCGCACUUGGCUUCUCGACCACGUUAUCGACCUCGAAGUUGCUGCUGAGACGCCCUCCCCUUCCGUCGCGCCAAGUGUUCACAUCGUCCUCAUAGGCCACAGCAUGGGCGGCAUCGUUGCCGCGGACGCCCUACUCGGAAUAGCGAGCGAGCAGACCAUCUUGCCUAGCGAGGCGAGCCACGGCUCGGAAAAAAACACACUACCGUCGCCGGCGACGAACCUGUUCCCCAAUAUCAGAGGCGUCCUCGCCAUGGACACCCCGUACCUAGGAAUCAGCCCCGGCGUCCUCGCCUACGGCGGCGAGGCGCAUUACAAGGCUGCCUCCAGUACUCUAUCGCAGCUAACUGGACUAGGAAUGUUUGGCGGCGGAACAGCAGCAGCCGCAGCCGCAGGCGGCGCGAAGUCCCCAACAACGCGGAGUGCCGAUACAUUUAAACUGACUGCCGUAGAGGGCAGCGCGAAGGAAGAGAAAAAAGCCGACGCAACGGGAUGGGGAAACUGGGGAAAGCUGGCCGUGAUUGGAGGUGCAGCAGUGCUAGCUGCGGGCGGGGCGGCGGCCUACGCCAAGAGGCGCGAGAUAGGGGAGUUGGUAAACUGGACAACGAGCCAUAUGGCGUUUGUGGGGUGCCUGAUGAGGCCUGAGGAGCUGAGGGCGCGUGUUGCGGGGGUGGAAGCGGUGAGCGCAGGCGCGGAGGUGGGGUGGGUGAAUUUAUAUACCAAGUUGGGACGGGGUGCUGAGGCGGGGACUGGGGCGGGAGGAAGGACGUUUUGCAAUUUACCUAAAGCAGGGAAGUGGAAGGAGGUAGUGAAUGAUAAGGCUAAAGAUGAGGUCACGGCGCAUAUGAAUAUGUUCGCUCCAGUUUUCAACCCAGGCUACGGAAUGCUGACACACCAUGCUGCCGACUACAUCCUAAAGUGGACCGGCCACCUCUUCACCGAGGCUGAGGCCGAGACCGGGCCAGGCUGAUGGCCAUAUUCCCCCCCCCUCCACGGAUGAGUGAUACCCAGACCACUCGCACGCAUUAUGCAAGACCGCCAACAUAUAAUAUCUAUUUCCAGAGCGAUCGUCACGGAUGGGGGAUCACGGAUCACCCGCAGCUUAAUACAGAUCAGAGUCAAGAGGGGCCUCUCACACCAUCUGAGAUCUCUCACCCGAGACUCUAUCCACUAAGAUGGAACUCCCGCGUCUCACCUGCGGUCCCUUUUAAGAUAAAAUGGAGCAGAAUGCAGCCGGCGCAGAUCAUUGCCACACAGCCAAGCGCGCGCAGCCCUGUCUAGUAAUCUAUCAAGUGCUAGGCCCGGUUUAUUCCAAAUACCAUCAAUAUUCUAUAAUGCUCCUUCGGGUGAUUUCAAGAAGGAUUAAAUAAAUAAUAUAAUGUGAUA